This is a messenger RNA of Colletotrichum truncatum, 1497 nucleotides long. RefSeq lists its product as uncharacterized. Lineage: Eukaryota; Fungi; Ascomycota; Sordariomycetes; Glomerellales; Glomerellaceae. The record is from RefSeq and is a predicted model, not a curated record.
AUGCUGCGGCGAAAGGCGACCGUGGGAGAGGCCUUGGUGGGGUCAUUGGUCCGUCAGCGCUUCGGCUCACCAAUAGACGUUAUUGUCAAGAUGAGGGGUCAGAGCCGCGCCCGUCUACUUAACCCAACCUCCAGCCUUGCCCAAAGGACUGCCAACUUCCGUUCUUUUCUAAUCUUACUGAUCAUCUUCAAAAUGGCGGAUCCUUUGAGCAUCGCUGCCUCGGUGCUCGCUGUUGUCACAGCAGCUGUUUCAUCGACAGCUACUUUGAUUGACACCAUCAAGCGUUACAAAGGUCGCGAUAAGACGCUCCAGCGGCUAGAGAGUGAGCUUGAGGACCUUCUCAAGCUCCUUGGCGUGAUCGAAAAUAUGUUCCAACGCGAUGCGUCCAUGAUGGCACUUCUCGAGGGGCCUAUUGCUCGGUGUAGUCAGAUCUGCACAGAUUUCGAAAAGGCCAUGAAGGAAUUCACUGGAAAGGCAAAGACAGGAUUUUUAGAUUGGGCGAAGCUGGAGUUUAGAAAGGGCGACAUCCAGGAAUUUAUCGAUACCAUCACAAACUACAGAUCUACAAUCGCCGUCGGUUUGGGAGCCGUAAAUCUACACACAGCUAAAGCUAAUCAACAACUCAUCGAAGAAUACAACGAAAUGGUUCAAGACACGAUAUACAACCUGAACCUUCGCCUGCAGAGAAUUGACGAAAAGAUCGCGAAUCUUUCGCAAAAAUCUGUGAAUGACGCUGAUACAACUUUUGAUCUCAACGAUGAACGUGCAGUCACUGAGCGAUGUCUUCGCAUUUGUGAAGAUGCUGAGGCUUUCCUUGAAUCAUUGACGGAUCAGAAACCGUUGCUUGGAACUGAAUCAUUAUCGGAGGACGCCAAAGAUCAGAUUGAUUCCUUUGACGCGCCACAACUCACGCGUCAAGUGUUGAACCAGAACAGAGAUAGCAUCGCAGAGAUGGUUGGCCGUCUCCGGGAGCGGCUGGAUUCUCUACCACAAGAUGGGAAGACUGGAAAUGAUCAUGAGAGGACACGUCUUAAACAGGAACUUGACGUGUUUAAAAGCUGUCUAGAGGUAUGCAGAGUGGCGUCCAACGAAGUUGCUUUGCAGAAGAAACACACUGUUGGAGAGGCCAUAGCAGAUGGGGAUAGUGACCAGGUCGUGGUCACGACGAUGGCAGACCUUUUCAACGUCAAGAAAGCGGAGUCGAAAGGCAGGUCAGCCCAACUUAUUGGCUCAAUGUCAGACGAAAGUCUCCAACAAGUAUCUGAGCGCCGGUAUACCAGCCGCUUCGGGGCAUUGCCCAACACUCAUACAACCACCUCACGAUCAUCGAACGAUGUUCCGCGCAGUAGAGGCGAUGUCUUCCGCCAAGAGAGCUUUGAAGAUCGACGUACAAUGGCAUCGCGGCCUAACAAACCGAAUACACACGGAAUAAGAAGGCGUACGGCGGAUGAGCGUACUUGGACCAGGGAGGACGGCGAUGAACGCGUAGAUUGUUAG